CGCAAUGUUGAAGACAUAUAAUGACGACAGGCCAUCACAGUUGCCCGGAUAAUAGGAGACACAAUCCGCUUGAUCACGGAUGGCCCUUGCAAAAGCCUCCGAAAACUCGAGGAGCCAACUACAUGCAGCAAACGCGCCAAGCAUCUCUUUCAGAUGUGAUAUCCAGCUCAGCCGUUGGCGUCAAGCCUAAUCCGGAAUCCAUGGCGCGAUUACAGCAGGUAAAUACGAACACAUGGCUCUUCAUACAAUUGCACUUCCGGUUGCAGCUUGACAACACGAAAAAGCCCGUUACUAGACAUGCCAGUCCGCGCGCGCGAGUUCCGUCUAGAAGAUCAGCGACACUGGCAUCAUCUCGGUCCAGGCUUUUUGGGAAGGGUAAGACUGUCUGUCCUGCGGCCGUGACGCGCUGGUUCGAUCGCUACAUGCGCGGGCUUGCGCAACCUCAAAUCGGACAUGACAUUACUAAGAAUGCCGUUCUAUCCGAUUUAAGACAGAUUAGAGGUGUCUCACACCUGUUCCAGUGUCGUCGCAAUGCCACAAUACUUCCAGCUAGCGCCCGAAAGCCCGAUGGGGGACCUUCGAUCUAUCUACUUCGUCCACAUGGCCAACGGGGCCCGCAAUUCAAACACAUCGUCUACCAAGACAACAUGAGCCCAUUGUUCGAAAACCAUAGAAAGAAGUGAGACACAAUUGGAGAAAUGGAAACACUCUGUUCGAACUCGACACCACUCGAUGAAAUUUUGAAUCACUUUCGGAUAAUCCCAUCCAGCCAUCAUUUAUGAGAGGACUUGAGAAAUCAACGGCUGGGACUUGGACAGGAAUCAGACAGCCUUGCAAUAAAGCGAUCAACGAAAUCGUAAAAACCGAAUUCGUCGCCGUUUUGUAUAGAUAGCUACGAGGCCGAGGUCCCUGCCUUUCAAGAAUAUGUUUGAUAGUGUGCUUUUGUUGCGAGGUGGAAUGCCAUCUUGUACACCUUUUUGAAUACACUUACCCGCA
Colletotrichum navitas is the source of this 996-nucleotide messenger RNA. RefSeq lists its product as uncharacterized. Lineage: Eukaryota; Fungi; Ascomycota; Sordariomycetes; Glomerellales; Glomerellaceae. The record is from RefSeq and is a predicted model, not a curated record. The transcript has a single exon. Bases 21 to 683 code for a protein of 220 amino acids.